This is a messenger RNA of Parnassius apollo (apollo), 3534 nucleotides long. The record is from the annotation of a GenBank genome assembly. NCBI's taxonomy places the organism in Eukaryota, Metazoa, Arthropoda, Insecta, Lepidoptera, Papilionidae.
AUGAUACAAAUAAUUAAAGCUCAAAAUGAAAACUGCACAGGCACGAUAAGCAGUAGCCGUUGUGACUAUAAAUCGAAUGUGCGCAAAUUGUCCGAUACUCUGGCUAGUAAGUUUAGAGAAAUAGUGAUCCAAGAACUUGGCAGUGAGUACACAACCCACUUCGAAUUGCGAAAUGCUUACAAAGUAAGCCGCUAUCAAUACACUGACACUAAUAUAUUGGACAGUAUAGCUGAUAAAUUGAAUUACAAACUCUCUGCAGCUACUAAUAUACUAGUGGAUAUGAAAAAUGCAAUGAACCACAGCUCUAGUCCGUCCUUUACUCAUCCUUGCCCAUUUAAUUCUAUACGUAAAUCAUUUUUCAUAAAGAAUGCUAACAUUUAUGACAAUUUACCUUACAUAGAUUCCAAAUCAAAAAUGUUGGACAGAUUCAAAGACUUAAAAAUCAAAAGACGAUAUUUUCUUUCUCAUAUGGAUUAUGCAACUGAUAAAGAUUGUACAACUGUGCCUCAUUCAAAUUUGAGGUAUUUGUAUCAUAAGAUAAUUCAUCCUGAUCCGAAACUUAUUGUUUUUAUUAUUGAUAAUAGUAUGGUAUCAGUUUCACUACUGCAUGCCUUAGCAAUUAUAAAAGAGACUGCAUAUGCAUUACAGAAUAUUGAUAUGAUGGCAUUAAAGAUAACAAAUAUGACGGAUUUUUUCAAAUUUGAGGAUGCUUGCAGCUAUGGAAUGACAAAUUUAGGCAAUGCAACAGAGAAUAACAAGCUACUACUGAGAGAAUAUCUCACUACAGUUGACACUGCAGCAUCUAAUAUUUCACCAUAUUCAAUCAAUUUAGAAAUUAAAAAAUUAUUACUUGAGAAAAAAAUACCAGAGAACAAAUUAUUCAUUUUCUUGACUGACUCGAAAAUUUUGAAAAAUGAUACAUGGCUUAAAAUAUUUCCAUACACAGAACAUGAAGGUAAUAAUUCAAAAUUUGCCAUUGGAUUAAUAAAUCAGAGUGACGCUGAUAAGAAUGGCACGCUAGAAAUAUUGCAUAUUGAUAAAGGGCAUAAUCAAGCUAACAAUCAUACAGUAAUGAGGCUACAUAUAAAUGAUAGUGGAAUAAUAGGGCAAAUGGCUUCAGCGUUUCUCUCAUUAUUACCUAGUAAAUACGCCAGGGAAAUAAAAAUUGAAGGACCAGUAUGGGAGGCGACAGAAAGAGACUUUAUUAUGUCUCUAGUACAUCCAAUAACAAAUGGAGUACUUGGUUUAGAUCUUUAUUGGUCGGAUCUUGCAGAGGACAUUAUUUAUUUUAAAGGAACAAAUCAGUGGAAAAGAGCUUUCAUUAUGGAUUUUUAUGGUAAAGUUCUCAUGCAUACAUACUUUCCAAGACCAGAGGCAGCCUCAGAAAAAAUUAAGUUCACUAAUUUAGAAGCUAUUGAACCUUUUGAUUUUGUGAAUAUUGUUAAAAAAGAAAUGUUAUUCAAUGCAAUAGGAAACAGUACACAUCAUGAUCACAAUAGUACUAAGUCAAUAACAUACACUUGGAAAUGGGUGCAACAAUUGUAUAUAGUUUGUUUAAUUUCUGAGUCUACAAGUAAUAAUAUGAUUAAUAAAUCUAAUAUAUUCUUUACAAAAAGUAGUAAAGAAAUUCUGUUUCACAGACUCGAUUUAUUUCCACCAAAGUCUGGCACAAUUUGCCGUCAUUUUAAACAAAUAGCCACUAUUGAUCAGGGUACUGUUUACCUUAGUCCCUCUAGUUUUCAAUCUCCGUUUACUUACCUGUAUGAUAUGGGUGAUGGACAAGAAGCAAUGACCUAUAUGCAAAACUAUUUAGCUUAUUUAAGGAGUGUAGCACAUGGCUUGCUCUCUAAUCCGGGAUUAAAGAAUGAGAUUCAACAGGAUGUUGGUUUUCUUAACUCUAUUUUGUCAUUUUUUAAAAGGCAACAUUUGCAUGGACCUUACUCUAAAUAUGUUGUAAGAAGAUAUGCAGUCACAGAAAGUGGUGUUUUAGUUAUGUACCCUGGAACAGUUCUCGAAUAUGACUAUGAACCGGUUAGAAGACCCUGGUACACAUUUGCCAUGGAAAAUCCUGGUAAGAUAAUCUUAACUCCACCGAAUCUGGACGUAGGUGGUGCAGGAUAUGUUGUAUCAAUUUCUUAUGCAAUACAUAGCUUAGUAUACCCAACUAUGGUUGUUUCAAUGGAUGUCACUAUGGGAUUUUUAUAUAAACUCCUUAUUGAUAGCUUGCCUCUAUGUGCCAUGUCGUAUGUAAAAUGUUUAAUAAUGAAUAAUCGCGGCUACUUAGUAUUACACCCUGGAUUGAUGGAUCCAAAUAGUUCUGGACCUAUAGAGCAACAGCAUAUAACUCAUAAGGAAUCAAUGAUUGCUAUUGAUAUGUUAAACCACAAGGGUUUUGUCACUAAAAGGCUGUGCAACAAUUUUUUUGAUAAAACCAUACAAAGGUUUUAUGAAUUUAACACUUCUUUGCCUAAUGUGCUCUCUAACGUUGUUUCUGGUGAUCACUGCAUUCAUUACUAUAUAGCAGCAAUUCCAGGUACAAAUGCUUUCAUUGGUCUUGUGAAUGCAUCUUGUAAUGUAGGAGCAUUUUGCCCUUGCAGCAUGGUUGACCGUCUAUGUUUGAAUUGCAAUCGUAUGGAGCAAACUGAAUGCGAAUGUCCAUGUGAAUGUAGCUCAGAGAUAUAUGAAUGCCCCGAUGCCAAUGCAACAAGGAUCAAUGAAAACAUACCUCUUUGUGGUAUGGUACCUGAAAAUAACAAUCAUAAAUCCCAUUACUUUCAUAAUUUUGCAGAGAAUUUGAAGAUGUGCUUCGAUUUUCAGUGUGAGACUUAUUUAACUCACUUAACUUGCUUAGGCGUUUUGGGUUGUGAGUGGUGUCAGGUAGAUGCUGAUGGUCGGACACCACUAUCUUCUCCUUUUUGUACUUCUCAAUCAACGUGUUUUAAUGGAGUAUUAGGAGCUGUCACCCCAUAUGGUGAAAGUGCAUAUGGUCAUGCCAAUAGAGAUGCUUUAGGAAGCUACUCAGCGAUAGGGCCAAUAGCAGGUUGUAUUAUAACCAUAAGCUUAGUUAUAGCUGUUGCAAUAUAUUGUUAUAGACAAAAUGUAACUACAGCAAGUUGUCACAAUUUAUAUGUUGACGGUCCAGCUGAAACAUGGCAUGAUGCUGAUGUACAAAUGAGUCACUUGCAAUCGGAUGAUAUGCAUGAUCAGUCAGGGCAAGAUAAAUUACUGCCAGCCAUGGAGAUAGAAGCUCCAAUAUCGCCUUAUCGAGUAGUCACUGGUUAUAGACGGCCUCAUACAACAGGGGGUUCGGAUCAUGGUUAUUCUACCAUGACUCCUCAUGAAGAUUCAGAAGCCACAGGGUUCUCUGUUAAUGAUCCAAUUAUUUUAUCAGAUGACACAAAGUCUGAUGUCAGUUGUCCCAUCCCGGCUAAGAUUAAACCAAGAUUAAAACCUGAUUUCAUGACUGUUGUACCAUGUGGUAAAAACAGUGUUAUUGCCCCUGUUACUGUACAUAGACAUAUGGAAGCAUCAUAG